AUGUUACCUGAACCUAUCUUUGCCAAGAUUGCACUUGUUUACCCCAAAAAGGAGCUCCAGUGCCAGAUAGAUGCAAGCCUAGGUCAGGACAAGUCCUUGGAAGAGAUCCUAUCCUUCCUACAAAACAAAUCCAAGGCUCCAAUGACAAUCAAAUGCACCUUCAAGGACCAUGAAAUUGAUGCCAGCUUGCUAUUCUAUCAAGGGCAAAUUGAAGUCCCUGAUGUGAAGACCCUGUGCAUGGAUCUCCUACAGAUGUUCCACAAUAGCCCAUUGGCAGGACACCCAGGAAGACAGCACACCCUUGAACUCCUAUUGCAACUUUACUAUUGGCCUGGCAUCCAAGCAGAUACAUAUUGGCAUGUGGACAGCUGUGAAAUUGUUAUGGAUAUGACAUUUCUGUCCUGGAUACAGUCAAACAGACCAGUACAAGUGGUUGCAUGCUGGCCCAAGCCCAAAUUUGGGAGGUAG
Molecule: messenger RNA, 468 nt
Organism: Rhizoctonia solani
Lineage: Eukaryota; Fungi; Basidiomycota; Agaricomycetes; Cantharellales; Ceratobasidiaceae
Exons: 1
Coding region: 1-468 (155 amino acids)
Source: RefSeq, a predicted model, not a curated record